CCUGGCUCUGUUCUCCCUGUCCCGUUGUCGCCGGCCAGGAAGGAGGGACGUGUGUCGAGUGUCGCGGAGGGAAGAUCGUGGCCGAGAGGAGAGGCCCCUGCGGCGUUGGGUGCUUGGACCUGCAGGCAGUGCACGAGGCGCUCGCCAGGGGGUCCUCUCUCGCAGGUGGCUGUGAGCAGGAGGCCUGAGCCGGGAGCGUCCGCGGCCGCGCAAGUUCCGGGGGGCUGAGGCGAGGCGCUAUGGAGGAGCUCGACGGCGAGCCGACCGUCACUUUGAUUCCAGGAGUGAAUUCAAAGAAGAAGCAAAUGUGUUUUGAUUGGGGUCCAGGGGAGAUGCUGGUGUGUGAAACCUCCUUCAACAAAAAAGAAGAAUCAGAGACUGAGCCAGGCUGCCCCUUUAUCUAUAUCAUCCGAAAGGAUAUAGAUGUUUACUCUCAGAUCCUGAGAAAACUCUUCAACGAAUCCCAUGGAAUCUUUGUGGGCCUCCAGAGAAUUGAAGAAGAAUUGACUGGAAAAUCCAGAAAAGCUCAGUUGGUCCGAGUGAGUAAGAACUACCGAUCAGUCAUAAGGGCAUGUAUGGAGGAAAUGCACCAGGUUGCAAUUGCUGCUAAAGAUCCAGCCAGUGGUCGCCAGUUCAGCAGCCAGGUCUCCAUUUUGUCAGCAAUGGAGCUCAUCUGGAACCUUUGUGAGAUUCUGUUUAUUGAAGUAGCUCCAGCUGGCCCUCUUCUCCUUCACCUCCUUGACUGGGUCCGACUGCAUGUGUGUGAAGUGGACAGUUUGUUGGCAGAUGUCCUGGGCAGUGAGAAUCCAAGCAAACAUGACAGCUUCUGGAAGUUGGUGACCAUCUUGGUGCUACAGGGCCGGCUGGACGAGGCUCGGCAGAUGCUCUCCAAAGAAGCUGACGCUAGUCCCUCCUCUGCAGGCAUGUGCCGAAUCCUAGGGGACCUGAUGAGGACGAUGCCUGUUCUCAGUCCUGGUAACACCCAGACGCUGACAGAGCUGGAGCUGAAGUGGCAGCACUGGCACGAGGAAUGCGAGCGUCACCUCCAGGACAGCACGUUUGCUGCCAAUCCCCACCUGGAGUCUCUCUGCAAGAUCAUGCUGGGAGAUGAAGCCGCUCUGUUGGAGCAGAAGGAGCUGCUGAAUAACUGGUAUCACUUCCUAGUGACGCGGCUCCUGUACUCUCAUCCCACAGUGAAACCCAUUGACCUGCACCUCUAUGCCCAGGGUUCCCUACACAGCAGCCCUCCUGUCCCCUUGAGUCUCUGCUUCCAUCUGGGAAUUGAGUGGGUCCCCAACUUUCCACAGUCCAGCCUUGACCUGUUUUUGGGAGGGGAGAGCAGCCCGGAACCCCUGGACAGCAUCUUGUUGGCGGCCUUUGAGUUUGAUGUGCACCAGGUGAUCAAGGAGUGCAGCAUCGCACUAAGCAACUGGUGGUUUGUGGCCCAUCUGACAGACCUGCUGGAUCACUGCAAACUCCUCCAGUCGCACAACCUCUACUUUGGAUCUAACAUGAGAGAGUUCCUCCUGCUGGAAUAUGCUUCGGGACUGUUUGCUCAUCACAGCCUGUGGCAGCUGGGAGUGGAUUACUUUGACUACUGCCCUGAGCUCGGCCGCGUUUCCUUGGAGCUGCACAUUGAACGCAUCCCCCUGAGCACUGAGCAGAAAGCCCUUAAGGUGCUGCGGAUAUGUGAGCAGCGGCAGAUGACCGAGCAAGUUCGCAGCAUUUGUAAGAUCUUAGCCAUGAACGCCGUCCGCAACAACCGUCUGGGCUCUGCCCUGUCUUGGAGCAUCCGAGCCAGAGACGCUGCCUUUGCCACGCUGGUGUCAGACAGGUUCCUCAAGGAUUACUGUGAGCGAGGCUCCUUUUCUGACCUGGAUCUCAUUGACAACCUAGGGCCAGCCAUGAUGCUCAGUGAUCGACUGACCUUCUUGGGAAAGUACCGCGAGUUCCACCGAUUUUAUGGGGAGAAGCGUCUUACUGAUGCGGCUUCUCUUCUCCUGUCACUGAUGACUUCCCAGAUUGCCCCACGGUCUUUCUGGGUAAUACUGCUAAUAGAUGCCUUGCCCCUUUUGGAAGAGAAAGAGGUGGUUUUUUCAGCAGAGCAAACAUACGAGUUGAUGAGAUGUCUAGAGGACUUCGCCUCAAGAAGGCCAGUGUGGAGAGAGCCUGGUGUUCAGCGAAUCCAGGAGGACGUCGAGAACACCAAGUUGGAAAUGCUGAGACUUGCUCUUGCACGCAAUCUCGGCCGUGCCAUUAUAAAGGAAGGCUCUUUGGAAGGCUCCUGAGACCACCUGAGAGCAGCUUCAACGUGGCAUCUUUGGAUGGCAAUGUAUAUACAUUUUUGAAAGAAUAAAUUUCCGCCCCCAAAUAGAAGGGAAGUUCUUAAGAGUCCA
Molecule: messenger RNA, 2396 nt
Organism: Lutra lutra (Eurasian river otter)
Lineage: Eukaryota; Metazoa; Chordata; Mammalia; Carnivora; Mustelidae
Gene: NUP85
Product: nucleoporin 85
Exons: 19
Coding region: 240-2288 (682 amino acids)
Biological process (GO): positive regulation of DNA-templated transcription; mRNA export from nucleus; protein import into nucleus
Cellular component (GO): nuclear pore outer ring
Molecular function (GO): structural constituent of nuclear pore
Source: RefSeq, a predicted model, not a curated record